AUGAUUGACACCGCCACCACAUUACCACCCAACCCCUCAUCAGAUUCUCCACCUCCGCCAUCAUCAUCAUCAUCAUCACCACCGCCGCCGCCGCCGCCGCCAGGGGCCCCAGUAGUCGACUUUGCAGGUCUAGCCCAUGACUCUCUUGUGGUCAAUAUCAUUGCCUCGGCUUCGAUAUGUUGGUUCAUCGCAGCCCUUUUUGUGGCCCUCCGAUUUUACACUAGAGGGGUCCUGAUCAAAGUGAUUGGGGGCUCAGACUGGAGUAUACUUGUUGCCUUGAUAUUCGCUGGCGCAACAUGCGGAGGGGUGAUUGAACAAGCAACACACGGUGCAGGUCAGCACGUCUGGGAUCUUGACCCCAACGAUACCCCCUCGGCGAUUGCCUGGGGCCGGGCGGCCUGGUAUGGCAUCUUGUUCUACCUCAUCACGCUUUGCUUCUCCAAAAUCAGCAUCCUGCUGCUGUAUAUCCAUUUGUUCACCUUUAAGUGGGCGAGGUUGGCGGGGCAGAUCCUGCUCGGGAUUGUGAUCAUCACGCACCUGUUCAUGGCGCUGGCGACGUUUACGGCGUGUUUACCGCUGAAUAGCUAUUGGGAUUUUACCGUGGAGAAAAAGUACUGCCAUGCGCAGAUGACUGACUUUUUGAUCUUUUUGUUGCCCAUGCCGGUUGUCUGGUCCAUCCGCCUCCCUCGCCGUCAGAAGCUGGCAUUGUCGGGGGUGUUUGGUUUUGGGUUCUUGGUCUGUUUUAUUUCUAUCCUUCGACUGAUGCAGCUUAUUCGGGUUCAGACCGACCUUGAUUUCACCUACGCCGCCGCCGAGCUCAGCUAUCUUACCGCGGUUGAGGUUAACGGUGCUAUUGUUUGCGCCUGUGUCAUGACGUUGAAACCUUUUAUCGCCAAGUUCUUCCCUGGGCUUCUCAGCUCGAGGGCAUCGGGAUCGUCGAAUGGGCAGAGUGGUGCGGGGGAUAACAACCAGUAUUAUAAUUACGCGGAGGGGCGGAUCAACGGACGAGGGCCUCCUACGAUUGGAAGCAGGCCGUCAAAGGGAGUGCGGAAUGACUUGGGGCCGUUGGCCAGUCCGACGGAUUUGCAGUAUGGAUUCCAGGGAUUGGGGUCGUCGGGGGAGGAGUCGGAGAACUUUCAGGAAAAGGGAGGGAGUAGGAGGAACAGCAAACAUUGGCUUGGGGUGGUGGAUGGGGGAGCGAUGGGGGUGAGGGGGAAUCAUGAUCGGUAUGUGGAGAUUAGGGAUGGGACGGAUUCUGGGUGGGCAGUGGAUGUUGAGAGGGGGAAAAGCUUGAGUUCUAGUCCUGUCAGCCCGAGGUCUCCGGUUAGCAGGAGUCGGCCGGGGGAGGAUGCUCGGAUGGAUUAUAUGCUCAGGACGGGGAGGUUAAGUCCUGGGGCUGCGGUGCCGGAUGACAGGAUUAGGGUUGAUACGAGGGUUACUAUCACAAAGGAGUAG
Podospora anserina S mat+ is the source of this 1455-nucleotide messenger RNA. RefSeq lists its product as uncharacterized. NCBI's taxonomy places the organism in Eukaryota, Fungi, Ascomycota, Sordariomycetes, Sordariales, Podosporaceae. Bases 1 to 1455 code for a protein of 484 amino acids. The transcript is spliced from 3 exons. The record is from RefSeq and is a predicted model, not a curated record.